Hevea brasiliensis (rubber tree) is the source of this 838-nucleotide messenger RNA. RefSeq lists its product as uncharacterized. The transcript is spliced from 3 exons. NCBI's taxonomy places the organism in Eukaryota, Viridiplantae, Streptophyta, Magnoliopsida, Malpighiales, Euphorbiaceae. The record is from RefSeq and is a predicted model, not a curated record. Bases 269 to 694 code for a protein of 141 amino acids.
AAGAAAAGUAACAUUUCCUCGUAACCCAAUACCCUCUCUCUCUCUCUCUCUCUCUCUGUCUCCCUCUCCUUGUCCGUUCCUUGCCUCUUUGUCUCUCUGUCUGUUACUGUGAAGCUUCUUUAUCUGAGUAGUUUUCUUUUUACCCAUCCCCAUACCCCUCCUUUUCUUGUAUUUGUGCAGCUCCAAGAAAGAAAUGAAGAAAGAUAUCGCAUUUUAAAAACCCUUUCAAGUAGCAUCCACCUUCAUCUGCUGGUUCAACCUCAUCCUCAUGGAAGACUAUUAUUAUUCGGGGAACCAUGUACCAGCCUUUGGGAGCUGGGACUGGAAUGAUGACCUCCCUUUCACUCAGUGUUUUGAAUCUGCUAGGCAAGCUGGGUUGCUUCGUUACAGUUACUCAGAGGAUCGGGAUUUAUAUGUUACUGGUGAUUUGUAUGAGAAUGAUGUGGUCGCACCGGCCAUGAUUGUUGUUCCUCGCCGAAGGGCAAAACUACGUCGCUACCGUGUCAAAGAAGAGAAAAAAAAGCAGCAGCAGCAAAGUUGGGUGUUUGGUGGUAUGAAAGAACCACCGAGCCCCACUGCUCCUCCUCCUUAUCCUAUAAUGGCCAGGCAAACACCUAAGCCUGUUGAUGAAGACUUGUACAGAGUCUCACCACAGCUUCUUUGUGCAAAACACAAAAAGGCACGCAUGCGCUAAGCUUCCCUGUUUCUUCUCAUUCUAUCUUGUUUUAAUUUUGGCUUAAUACAUGUUUUGCACCUAAACUUUAUCUAGCAUAGUUAACAUUUAACACCUUUAUAAAAGUGUUAAUAUUUGCCAUAUAAAUUUUAUAAAAGUAUAAUU